Empidonax traillii (willow flycatcher) is the source of this 1040-nucleotide messenger RNA. RefSeq names its product PHD finger protein 5A (gene PHF5A). Gene Ontology annotation, biological process: mRNA splicing, via spliceosome. Gene Ontology annotation, cellular component: U2 snRNP; precatalytic spliceosome; U12-type spliceosomal complex. The coding region runs from base 85 to 417 and encodes 110 amino acids. The record is from RefSeq and is a predicted model, not a curated record. The transcript is spliced from 4 exons. NCBI's taxonomy places the organism in Eukaryota, Metazoa, Chordata, Aves, Passeriformes, Tyrannidae.
GACCCGGGGGCGGUGCGGCGGUGAGCGCUCGGCGGGGCCGCAGCGGUAGAGGCAGCAGCAGCGUCGGGCGGGUGUCGCCUCGCCAUGGCCAAGCACCACCCGGACCUUAUCUUCUGCCGCAAGCAGGCGGGCGUCGCAAUCGGAAGACUUUGUGAAAAAUGUGAUGGCAAGUGUGUGAUCUGUGACUCCUACGUGCGGCCCUGCACCCUGGUGCGCAUCUGCGACGAGUGUAACUACGGCUCGUACCAAGGGCGCUGCGUGAUCUGCGGGGGCCCGGGAGUGUCUGACGCCUACUACUGCAAGGAGUGCACCAUCCAGGAAAAAGAUAGAGAUGGUUGCCCUAAGAUCGUCAACCUGGGCAGUUCCAAGACAGAUCUUUUCUAUGAAAGGAAAAAGUAUGGCUUCAAGAAGAGGUGAUCCUAUCUGUACAUGGCUAUACCUCCUGCCAGGUUGGCAAGAGGGUCUUGGAACAUCUCUGAACUUUACUAUUAUUGGAAACCGGUUGAUGAUGUUUUUCUAAAGCAGUACAGAUUCAGUAAUAUACCUGGGGCUGGAGAAGUAACAGACUGAAUGACGACUGAAACCUGAUCAGAACCAACGAUCAGCAAGAGCAGAUGAGGAUUACUGUCUCUUGCCUUUGCAGAAGCUCUGCAAGUAGUUGCCUCAACUCUCUAUACAAAGCCUGGUGGGCAAGCACUUACACACGGAGGAAACCAGCUCGUGAAAAGCGAGUGUCAUUUCAGGUGUGGAGAAAGAUCUUCUGGUUGUUCUUACUGGGCUAUUUGAAAUUGCCCCAUGCAUCAGUGUUGAAGAACAGAGCACCAAUCCCAUGUGUCUGCUCCCCUCCUCCAUUCCUCCAGUAUAUUUCCAUGCUGCCCUGUUUUGUAAGGAACCUGCUCAUGGCUGGUGCCUUCCUAGGGAGAGCACAGCUGUUCCAUGUUUUUUUUGUCAGAUUAAUCCAAGGCCCCUUCUUGUAACCAUUUCUGUAGGAUGCAUACCAAUAAAGCUUUUCGUUUGGGUGUUUAUUUUUUGUACAACAA